This is a messenger RNA of Prunus armeniaca (apricot), 504 nucleotides long. The record is from the annotation of a GenBank genome assembly. NCBI's taxonomy places the organism in Eukaryota, Viridiplantae, Streptophyta, Magnoliopsida, Rosales, Rosaceae.
AUGAUUCGCAAUAAGAAGGGUAAUGGUCAGUCGUUGGCACAUGCAACAGGUAUCAUUACACCCAGUUGUCACAUUGCACAACGUGAAUCACAUUCCAAACUAUAUUGGAUUGUGGAUAGCGGGGCCACAGAUCACAUUUCUCAUUCACCUCCUACACAUAAUCAUACUACGCCUCAUCAUGAAUUUGUGGGCUUGCCCAAUGGAGAACAGGCAGAAAUCCACAACAUUGGGUCUAUUAAAUUAACAAAAGACUUGUCUCUUGAUGAAGUUCUUCAUGUUCCCAAAUUUCAUGUCAACUUGCUAUAUGACGUGGAUACGAAGAAGACGAUUGGCCUGGGCAAGCAUUUUGAUGGGCUUUACUACCUCACACCUGCCCAAAAUCCUCACCUCAUUAGUCAUGUUCGCCGCACCUCAGAUCUUUGGCAUCAACGUCUAGGACACCCGUCAUCUGCUCCUCUUCACUCUCUGUCAAAGAAUAUUCCUGAAAUCAUUUGCACCUUUUGA